This is a messenger RNA of Ilyonectria robusta, 1422 nucleotides long. RefSeq lists its product as uncharacterized. The record is from RefSeq and is a predicted model, not a curated record. Gene Ontology annotation, cellular component: cytoplasm. The transcript has 4 exons. Gene Ontology annotation, molecular function: 2-oxoglutarate-dependent dioxygenase activity. Lineage: Eukaryota; Fungi; Ascomycota; Sordariomycetes; Hypocreales; Nectriaceae. Bases 1 to 1161 code for a protein of 386 amino acids.
AUGCCAGCACCAAUUGACCCCGAGAUCAAGGAUGUUGCUCCUCCCAAGAAAGAUAACCUACCAAUUCCAGAGCCCGCCAAGAAACGACUAACAGAGGCCGGAAUUGACUUGUCGGGCGCGUACCCUUACCGUCCUUCCCGUCCUCUCUAUCUCCAGGACGUCUAUAAGAUUCGAGAUCAACCUAGGGAUUACAUUGAUGCGGGCGCGCGAGCGGACAAGUCCAAGAAAAAUCUCCUCUCAGCGGCGACGAAGGUCACUGAUAUCACGUCCUACAUUGGUACCGAGAUUGAAGGCUUGCAGCUGAAAGACUUGACAGAUGUUCAGAGAGAUGAACUGGCCUUGCUUAUAGCCGAGCGCAGCGUAGUGUUCUUCCGGGAUCAGGAUUUGUCGCCGCAGGAUCAAAAGAAACUGGGAGAAUGGUUUGGAGAGGUUGAGAUUCACCCCCAAGUGCCCCAUGUUCCCGGAGUUCCAGGAGUCACUGUCCUCUGGCCAGAUCUCAUGGCUACGGAGCGGACGGCCAACUUUCGACAGCCAGGAGGAGCAUCAAGGUGGCACACUGACUUGGUUCACGAGCGACAGCCGGCAGGUAUCACGCACCUGCAUAAUGACACGGUGCCUGAUGUGGGUGGUGACACGCUGUGGGCCAGUGGUUACGCAGCGUAUGAGAAACUGUCACCCGAGUUCCGGAAGAUCAUUGAUGGCCGCUCCGCUGUCUACCAAUCAGCCCAUCAGUAUCUUGAUCGUGACCACCCUGAAUAUGGCCCCAAGCAUAUUGAGCGAGUACAUCCACUGGUCCGAGUUCAUCCGGCGACUGGUUGGAAGGCACUCUGGGUCAACCGCGCUAUGACGGACCGAAUCGUUGGACUUGACAAGGAAGAGAGUGAUGUAAUCCUAGGCUACUUGUUCGAUGUGUAUGAGAAGAAUGUGGACAUCCAGGUGCGCUGGAAAUGGACCCCUCGAUCCUCGGCACUCUGGGAUAACCGAAUCACGAUGCAUAACGCUAGUUGGGACUACGCUGGGAGACAGCCUCGCCAUGGAACUAGAGUGACCUCACUGGCUGAGCAGCCAUACUUUGACCCAAAGGCUCCUACACGACGAGAGGCGCUUGGGGUUUUAGGGAAGGAUGAAGAGGAGGAGCUUCAGGAAAUUUCCAAGCAGUAGCCUGUUUUACCAGUGAAGGUGGGGGAAUGCAGACAAAUUGAAUUGACGAGGAAUCUCCUGCUCAGAUGGAAUUUUGACAGUCAAAAUGAAUCAUGGACAUAAGUUGACCAGUCUCGGAGAAAAAUGAUGACAAUAUGUGACGUUAGUUGUUGAAAUAAGUGUCAAUAUUGGAGCAUAAAGCGGAUGAUAAGCGGUUUGAUUGCAUGUAUGCGUGUACAAUAUGCACCUGUCUGGCGGCUGACUGAGCCUAUUGGAGCAGCU